CUCAAUCAAUCAACCAACCGUUUGACUCUCUCUCUCCCAUCCCCCACUCCUGCGCCCCCUCAGUCUUGUUGCUCGCCGUCGUUCUCCGCUCCCUUUGCCUUGACAGCUUUCUCCGCAAUGUCGGCGUUCGGGACGGGCUCCCCAUUCUCCUUCUCCUCCCCUUCAACAUCUACCAACAAAGGGUUCUCGUUCUCCGACUCCGUCCCCAAGAACCCUACUCCUCUCGCCAACACCUUUCUUCCCCCAUCGUCAAUGUCCGCCUCUGCCACCGAUGUUGCAAUGGACACCUUUGAUGAUGAUGAGGCCUAUGUUUACGAGGAGCACCUCGACCCACCAGCCUUCACAAGACAGGACAAAGCCAAGUGGAAGGCCAGUGGGCGAACGCUUCUGGCCGCCGCUGCACCAGUCGGCGGCGGCGUAGCUGCCUGGAUUGCUAAGCAGCCUUCCAAGAAGCCCGAUGACCCUGCGACGCUGUUGGACAAGGAGCUCUCGCUCGCGGACAACAUGCUGUACAUUUCGGCGAUCAACACCUUCCCUCCCGCACUGGAAGACUUCUACUCGUCAACGUGCACCGUGUUCACCAACUUGCAGCAGAUUAUUGCCUCGGCGAUAAGAUUGCCCGAACCAGAUGCCGCCUCUGGCGUUUGGGACACCGAUGGGCAUCUUGUCGCACUUGACGGUGUCGUAGGCCCUCCCAGAGCCGAGACUAUCGUGCACAUGCGCAAAAUCGUCGAAAUGUACCUACAAGAUAUUGAUCGAAUCCGUUGUUCCGUUGACGUUGCGGACGACAUCAAGUUCACAUUCAGCGCGAUGCACGGAAUACUCAACCUUAUGCGCAUUCUCUACCUUCCGGCGGAUGGUCGUGGGCAGACUUUGCUGGGAGAGGAGCUGCUCGACUGGGUCAAUGAGUCCUCCCCGGCUGCUAUCAACGACGAUGGAAAUGAGAUCAUGGGGACGCCACAUCCAUGGGAUAACCCCAUGUUCUGGCCUUUCCUCAACCGCUGCGUCCUUCGCGGCCUCUUUUCCACGGUUGCUCAAUUCCUCAACACACUGUCGGAUCAUCCGCACCCCCCAAUAGUCAAAUUGGGUGCUACCUUGUCGCAGUACGCGUCGUCAUUCCCCCGAUCUGAAAACUACCGGGAAGAUCACAUCUACCUCUCUGAGCACAAGAAGUGGCUCGUCCGCCUCCGCUCUGACGUGGACUCCAUAACCGGUGGACGGAACCGCUCGAACUGGCUGGGCGCAGACGCGAGCCGGGAGUGGAGUGGGUGGGAGGAGAACAUCAAAAGCUUGGUGGAGCUCAUGGAGGGCAAACCGGAUAGGGUUCUAGCCGAAGCGAAUGACUGGCGCGAAGCCAUCGGGGCGUGGGGGCUUCUCGUCGAAGUGUGGCUUAGACGUGAUGACCUUCCCGACGUUGUGACCAAAGUUCUUGACGAGAUCCCGAUCGACACUACCAUCGAGGAGGACGUCGUCCUUUCCAACAUUUGCCUUGGGCCAAAGGGAGUAGCAGCUGCCCUUCGCACAUCACAGAACAUCGACACCUGGCUGGCGGCGCAUCUUGCAGAUGUAUUCGACAAGCUUGGCAUGGUGCCUGAUGACGACGAGUUUGAGCUGUCAACUCGCGACUACCUUCUCCUCGCAUACGCCGACAGCAUUAUGGACAGCCCGAGCCAGUGGAAGCUGUGGCGUGUCGUCGCCGAAUACCUUGCCACGGCCGCCGAGGAAGGCCGCAGCCGUCUGCGCGAGUAUAUCCUCCGCGUCGCUUUGCCGUUUGACUCCGCAUCUGACAAGGACAAAGAGGGAACGACAAUGGACGUCGAGGCGGAGGACGACGACGAUGAAACCGAGGACCGCGAAAUGAAACACUUCUUCGAUCUGCAGAACACGUGCAUGAGCCUAAAUCUGCAUGAGGAGUGGCGCGAGAUCUGCACCAUCUUGGCGGGCACCUUCAUGCGUCGCGGGGAAUAUGGUCGCGCAGCCUCGCUCGCGACACAAGCUCGUGACAUCGAAAUGCUCUCUUGCAUCGCCGAGAAGAUUAUCUCCACCUACAUCGAGCACGGCGCAGACGAGUAUCUCAAGCAGGUCAACUCGCUUCCUGCGAAUCUUCUGAGCGAGGCGCCCAUGCUUUUGGAGGACGAGUUCAACGAGGAGGAGGGUGUCAGCCCGCAUGCGCUUUACGCGCAGCGACUGAUCUUCUUGUCGGAGUUCCGUGACUACCUGCUGUUCAUGGCCGAGGGCACUCGCAACAGGGCGGCAACCCGCCUGGUGAGCCUGAUCGACAGCCCGACAACCCCUGUCGCCUUUGUGGCUGUUCUGCUUGCGGAAAGCGUAGAGCUGCUCGAGGACGAGGAAAUUCACCUAGGUCCUGCGGGAACGUUCGAGCUCAUGCGGACGCUGCAGGAUAUUCUAGCUGCGGCCGACUUCGCCUCGCAUGACUGCCUCCACAUGCUGUGCCGGUACCUGGAGCGCACCGAGGACACUAAAAGCCAGGGACUGGUGAAUGGCGCGAUGAAGGCAAGGAGUGCGGAGAAGAGUGAGGCGCAGGCGCGUGAGAAGCUCGAGGUGGUGCGUCUAGCCCUGGCGCGCAACCUUUCGCGCGCUAUGGUGGCGGGGCUAGAGAAGUAGACAUGUACAGCAUAGAUCUGGCCGAUUAUUGUGGGGCCAUGACAGUCAUGACAUUGCAUGGUGUGUGUUUUGAGA
Cutaneotrichosporon oleaginosum is the source of this 2700-nucleotide messenger RNA. RefSeq lists its product as uncharacterized. Gene Ontology annotation, molecular function: structural constituent of nuclear pore. The record is from RefSeq and is a predicted model, not a curated record. Gene Ontology annotation, biological process: protein import into nucleus; mRNA export from nucleus; positive regulation of DNA-templated transcription. Gene Ontology annotation, cellular component: nuclear pore outer ring. Lineage: Eukaryota; Fungi; Basidiomycota; Tremellomycetes; Trichosporonales; Trichosporonaceae.